GGACCUUUGUCAGAGCCAAAACACUUUUCCAAAUGAGAUGGGGUGCAGACCAAUCCGACAAUAAUUAGGUCAUAGAAGUGCCAAAGGAAACCAUAGCUACUUUGUUUUUCACCCUGGCUCUUCUCAUGAUAUGUUGUUUGUGUAAGGACCCUGCCGUGCACCCAGCUGACAGGAAUACUGAUCAGGUUGUUGUUGCUGGUGACAACUCUCAGGGGAGGGGGGCUUUGUGAUGGAGGGGGAAUUUCUUAAAGGAAACAGCACAGAAGUUGCUGCCCAAGAUAACAGUCUGGCGAAGAAGACCCAGCUGCUGGACCGAGGCCAGUGGGCGAACAAGUUGGAAUUCCUGCUCGCUGUGGCUGGAACUCUGGUCGGACUGGGAAACCUCUGGAGGUUUCCUUAUUUGUGCUACAAAAAUGGAGGCGGUGCAUUUCUGGUACCAUAUGUCCUCUUUCUACUUGCCUGUGGGAUCCCAAUGUUUCUUUUGGAGACAGCCAUGGGACAGUAUACAUCUCAAGGAUGCAUCACCUGCUGGAGGCACUUCUGCCCGUUGUUCGAAGGGAUUGGUUAUGCUACCCAGGUGGUGAUCGCCUACGCAGCUGUGUCAUACAUUGUGAUCCAGGCGUGGGCAUUCUUCUACCUCUUCUCAUCAUUCAGCGCUGAGGUUCCCUGGGCCAGCUGCAAAAACCCCUGGAACACAAACUCCUGUGUUGAAUUUGAUAAAGCAAAUAUGUCGUCUAAUUGGACGGCGGCUCCAAAUGCAACAACACCUGCAACAGAAUUCUGGGAGAGACGAGUUCUGGGUAUAUCUCAGGGCAUUGAGCAGAUCGGUAGCCUGCGGUGGGAGCUGGCUCUCUGCCUCUUACUGGCUUGGAUUUUGUGCUACUUCUGUGUUUGGAAGGGAGUGAGAUCCACUGGAAAGGUCGUUUACUUUACAGCCACUUUUCCCUACGUCAUGUUGGUCGUUCUUUUGGCCCGCGGCCUCACUUUACCCGGAGCCAUGAAUGGAUUAGCAUUCUACUUGUAUCCUGACCCGACAAGGUUGGUGGACCCUCAAGUUUGGAUGGAUGCAGGUGCACAAGUUCUGUUCUCUUUUGGGAUUUGUCAGGGGUCUUUGACAGCUCUUGGCAGUUACAAUCAGUACAAUAAUGACUGUUAUAAGGAUACUUUUGUUCUAUGUUUGGUGAACGGAGGCUCCAGCUUUGUAGCAGGUUUCGCUAUCUUUUCUGUUUUGGGCUUCAUGUCUUAUGAACAAGGCCUGCCAAUAUCUGAAGUGGCUGCUUCAGGACCUGGUUUGGCAUUUAUCGCGUAUCCACGAGCCGUGGCCAUGAUGCCUUUACCUCAGCUGUGGGCCAUUUGCUUCUUCAUCAUGGUCAUCCUCUUGGGUGCGGAUACACAGUUUGUCAGUCUGGAGUGUCUCAUGACCUCAGUGACAGACAUGUUCCCCACAGUUUUUCGAAGAGCAUAUCGUCGAGAGCUGCUGCUUCUUUGUCUUUGCUCCAUUUGCUUCUUCCUUGGCCUUCUUCUCGUCACAGAGGGAGGCUUAUACUUUCUCCAACUUUUUGAUCAUUAUGUUUGUAGCGGCAACAAUCUCCUCCUUCUUUCAGUGUGUCAGUCAAUUGCAAUUGGAUGGAUAUAUGGCGCAGAUCGACUCUAUGACAACAUUGAGGACAUGAUCGGCUAUCGUCCAUGGCCAAUAAUGAAGAUCUGCUGGAUUUACAUAACCCCCACUGUUUGUAUGGGUACUUUCAUCUGUUCAGUGGUGAGAUACAAGGCUCUGAAGUUUAAUAAAACCUAUGUGUACCCGACGUGGGCCUACGCUUUGGGCUGGUUUCUCGGACUCUUCUGCGUUCUCCUGGUUCCUCUGUGGAUCAUUUACAGAGUGACACAGAUGAAAGGGACAGUGUUGCAGAACCUCAAACAGCUUUGCCGCCCUGAAUUGAAGCCACACAGCACAAAGCAACCAGAGCAGUGUCCUUUAAACCCAGACACUACCAUUGCUCCUGCUGCCAACGGCUACAAAGGAAGUGGUGGAGCUGAGAUGGAGAUGCAAGUGUGAGAACCUCAGCAUUUUUAGGAUGUUUUUCUACUGCCGGUUUUUGUACAGUUUUGCUCUAUGGUGCACCCUUUUAAGACUUGUAGCUCUACUCUGGAUUGUGCUUUUUGAUAAGAUACAUUGUUGAGGAGAACUGUAAAGUUUUAAAAGCUGUUCAGGUGAAACAAAUUUUUAUUAGCUACUAUAAGGUUAAUUCAAGGUUUUCGUGUUUCAGGUUCGAGAGAUGCCAUCCUUUAUAAUAUCACCACAGAUCAUCUUAUUAUGAAGCUGAAUAAAAAUGAACAAAAACUUUAAAGGGAAAGGCAGCUUAAGACAUAUUCAUGCAAUGCUGGAUGUUUUAGGAGUAAUAAUGUAUUUUCUUUUUUUAUAUUUAAACUGAAUCAAUUGUAGAUUUUCCAAAAAGGCCCUUGUAGCUUUACUUAUUUACUUGCUCUUACCUUUAUUUAGACACAUAAACUGAAUGCUAUUAUUAUAAUUGCAUCUUUUUGUUUGUUAGCUCAACACCAAUCACCACAAUUAUUUCAUUUUUCUUAGUUAUGUGAUUUUCUACAAGUCUUAACAUUUGCAGUAUACCAGAUACAAGUGUUGCAGAGAUGGUCCUCUGAUUGAGCAGUACAACAGAUAUAGUAGUGUAUUUUUGUACUAUUUUCUGAAUGCACUGAUAUGGUUCUGAGGGUUUAAGCCUCAGUUGAAGUUAAUAAAUGGUUGCUCUACUUAGUACUGCCAAGAUUAUAUGUAUAAGCUACCAAAGUGAGACUGAAUUUUGAGGGUACUCAGUUUGAGCAGUACUGUUAGUUUUCAUCAAAAAACUUAAUUUUCAUGCAAGUUGAAGCACUUCAAAGAUUUUAACCAGCACUUUAAGACACAGAUAAGAUAAGAUAAUUUUUAAUUUUUUACAGUCUUUCACACUAUUAUACUGAAGAACUUUAAUUGUGUUUUUGUUUCCACUGUUCCCUCUAAAUAAAUGACAAAAAAAUCUAGUUUGUCAGUUAAUUCAAUAAGGACUUUGUAUCAGAAAUGUUGGUCAAAU
Sphaeramia orbicularis (orbiculate cardinalfish) is the source of this 3083-nucleotide messenger RNA. Its product is annotated as sodium- and chloride-dependent GABA transporter 2-like. The transcript is spliced from 15 exons. Gene Ontology annotation, cellular component: cell projection; plasma membrane. The record is from RefSeq and is a predicted model, not a curated record. The coding region runs from base 230 to 2056 and encodes 608 amino acids. Gene Ontology annotation, biological process: amino acid transport; sodium ion transmembrane transport; nitrogen compound transport. Lineage: Eukaryota; Metazoa; Chordata; Actinopteri; Kurtiformes; Apogonidae. Gene Ontology annotation, molecular function: gamma-aminobutyric acid:sodium:chloride symporter activity.